UAUUUGAAAACAGUGGAAUGCUUCGCGAACGAGUCGCCGAUUUUACGAGCAGUACAGCGUGAUGGUGUAUCGGCAGCUGAAGGUGAUACCAUACACGGAAAAUAUCUGGAGGAAAUUGUCUCUCUUUUCUUUGAGUGUGGUGGUUUUGACAUGACUCGAGCACUCAAUGACGCCGCGCAGAAAUUACAGUCACUCGUCGACAAAAUCGGUUUCCUUGUGUCUGCCAACAGUAACUCUGCCGGUACUCAGGAGAUUUCCCAUCAAACACCAAUAUCGAAGGAUUGUUGUUCACUUGGAUGGCUACCGUCACUUGCUGCUUCAGUUGGUGCAACAUCUACCGCGGUGAAUAUUAGUGAAUCGAAUGAUGCGGAAAGUGGUGGAGAUUGCACUAAUAUUCAAAAUCCGUCUGAUCCAUGCAAUGCCGCUCCAGCAAAUGCUGUCAGUGGGAUCCGCAGGGCCAGAAAGUAA
Molecule: messenger RNA, 468 nt
Organism: Gongylonema pulchrum
Lineage: Eukaryota; Metazoa; Nematoda; Chromadorea; Rhabditida; Gongylonematidae
Source: the annotation of a GenBank genome assembly